AUGACCAAGGUUCUCCUUACAGGCGGCAGUGGCUUCAUCGCCUCUCACAUUCUCAAAGCCCUGCUCCUCCGCGGAUACGACGUCGUCACCACUGUCCGCAACGAGGAAAAAGCGAACAAGCUGCGCGUCGCCAAGGGGGACGUUGGGCCCGACCGUCUUCGGGUUGAACUGAUCCCCGAUAUCGCCGCGCCCGGAGCUUUUGACGAAGUCCUGCAAAUCCCCGGCAUCGAGGCUGUCAUCCAUGCGGCAUCACCGUUCCACUUCAACUUCAAUGAUGCCCAGAAGGAGGUUAUUGAGCCUGCUCUGGGAGGAACGCUCUCGCUCCUCGAAGCUGCCAAGAAGUACGGAAAGGACGUCAAGCGUGUUGUCAUCACUUCAUCAUUCGCCGCCAUCCUGGACAACGCCCGCAUGGAUGACCCGAACACGAUCUACACCGAAGAGAGCUGGAAUCCGGCGACGAUUGACCACAUCACUCGCUCCAAAGACAUCGCCUACCGCGUCAGCAAGAAGCUUGCCGAGAAGGCUGCCUGGGACUUCGUUGCGUCCGAGAAGCCCCACUACACCCUCAGCACUAUUGACCCGCCGCUUGUGUUCGGCCCGCUCGCCCACUCCCUUGGGUCUCUGGGCGAGAUCAACACGUCCAACUCUGCUGUCGCGGACCUUCUCUCCGGCAAAUGGCGUGAGGCCAUCCCGGACUCGCUCGUAUUCGUUUGGGCAGACGUUCGUGACGUUGCUCUCGCGCACGUUACAGCCGUGGAGAAGGAAGAGGCAGCCAGCCAACGGUUCCUGACAAUUGGCGGUUGGUUCUGCAACCGCGACAUCGUCGACAUUGUUCGGAGGAACUUCCCUGAGUACGCGGAUAGACUCCCGGGCCCUGACGUCAAGGGAGGCGUGCUUCCCAGCAAGGAUGAGGUACACGGUUACGACAAUAACAAGACCACUCGUAUAUUGGGUAUAGAGUGGAGGUCGCUUGAGACGAGCAUUGUUGACUUGGUGAAGUCCCUGGCCCAGUAUGACAUUAAGGCAAUCUCUUGA
Molecule: messenger RNA, 1035 nt
Organism: Colletotrichum destructivum
Lineage: Eukaryota; Fungi; Ascomycota; Sordariomycetes; Glomerellales; Glomerellaceae
Product: Putative NAD-dependent epimerase/dehydratase, NAD(P)-binding domain superfamily
Exons: 4
Coding region: 1-1035 (344 amino acids)
Molecular function (GO): oxidoreductase activity, acting on the CH-OH group of donors, NAD or NADP as acceptor
Source: RefSeq, a predicted model, not a curated record